Messenger RNA from Centruroides sculpturatus (bark scorpion), 714 nucleotides. RefSeq lists its product as uncharacterized. Lineage: Eukaryota; Metazoa; Arthropoda; Arachnida; Scorpiones; Buthidae. The transcript has a single exon. The record is from RefSeq and is a predicted model, not a curated record. Gene Ontology annotation, cellular component: cAMP-dependent protein kinase complex. Gene Ontology annotation, molecular function: protein kinase A regulatory subunit binding. Bases 1 to 714 code for a protein of 237 amino acids.
AUGGAAGAAACAAGUAACAAAACCGAACAUGAUCUUAGCGAAGAGGAAACAGAUGAUAGGAUAAUGGAAUCUUUAUUAAGAGCUAAAAAUUAUUUCAGACAAACAAAAGUAUUACGUAAACUCAUCGAAGGAAUAAUAGAAAAUGCAGUUAUUCAAGCACACAACAUAUUAGAUAUUGGUCUUUGGCAUGGAAACAUCGAAAGAAUUAAUUAUGAUCCGGCAUUAUUUGAAGGGACCGAUCCUUUAUACAAAUUAUCAAAAAUCGGAAAUCCUUUUAAUUUGACGGCAAAAAUAUUCAGUGUUAAUCUAGGUUUAAAACUACUUGUUGAAUUUUUAAAGAGAUGGAAUUUACCAAGAAAAUUUAUAAAAUAUAUAAUUUUCGAUGAAAAAUUUGAAGACAAAUACUGUACGAGAUAUAAAUACCGCGUCAUAUUUGGUAUGCCGACUCUAAUACAACCGAUGCCACUUGAAACUGAAAUUGGAUUUUUCACGUUUGUUAUCCUUAAAUGGAAACCAGAUGAUUUUCCCGUUGAUUUUUACUAUAGAUUAGAAGGAAAUUACUUUGUACACCGACACGGAGGUAUGGUCGAUUUUUGUAUCGAAUGGAUCGAAAAUUUCCUUUUGAAGAAAGUUCAGAUGAAGCAAAAAAUAAUUGCAUAUUUACAAAAGUCAGAAAAGAAAGAAACAGAAACAAAUAUAGAUAUAAAUGGAUAG